Emiliania huxleyi CCMP1516 is the source of this 1842-nucleotide messenger RNA. RefSeq lists its product as hypothetical. The record is from RefSeq and is a predicted model, not a curated record. The transcript has 3 exons. Lineage: Eukaryota; Haptophyta; Isochrysidales; Noelaerhabdaceae. Bases 1 to 1842 code for a protein of 613 amino acids.
AUGCUGGCCGUCGAGCCGUCCCCAACGGGCGAUGGCGGCGGCUCCUCAGCCGAAGAAGAAGCCGAAGAGCCUGCGUCGACUGCUGGCGGCGCGACAGAGGUCGGCGAUCCGCCGUCCGCCGAAAAGGCGGCGGCGGAGAAGAUGGCGGCCGAGCUUCCGGCGCAGCUCGGCGAGGGGGAGGCGCAGGCGGAACGGGCGGCGGCGGAGGCGCCGCCGGGUGAAGCUGCUGGCGCGGGGCCUGAGCGGAGGAGGGGCUGGAGCUGGUUUGCAUGGUGCUGCGGGGGCGAGGCGGAGGAAGAGGCCGCAGAGGAGGCGGUCGGGGAGCCGGCGCCGAGGGCGGACGGGCGGCUGGGCGCCCCUGCGGCGGUCGGUCGGGAGUCGGAGGGGCGCGGCGAGCGCAAGGUCGCGCGGCUCAAGUCUCAGCUCGAGGCGGAGCGAGCCGCCGCCGCUGCCCUCCGCUCGGCAAGUGCAGAGGCGCAGGCGCGGCUCGAGCGGCUGACUGCGUCCGAGGAGAGGGCGGCGGCGGAGGCUGCUCGGCUCGAGGCUGCGGAGGCGGCCGCCGCUGAUGCUUCCGCGCGCUCUAGCUCUGAGCUCGCCGCGGCCAGGGCGGCGGCGGAGGCGGCGGAGGCGGCGGCGGCGCAAGCGGCAGCGGAGGCGGCGGCGGAGGCGGCGGAGGCGGCGGCGGCGGCGGCGGCGCAGCUCGAGUCGGAGGCAGCGAGCAGGCGAGAGGAGGGGGAGAGGCGGGCGGCGGAGCUCGACGCGGCGCGGAGGGAGGCGGAGGCGGGCUCGGAGCGGGUCGCUGCUCUCGAGUCGUCUCUCGCCGCGGCGGAGCGGGCGCGCGGCGAAGAGGCGGUGCGGGCGGGCGCGGCGGAGGAGGCGGCGGCCGCGACAGCCACGGCGGCCGAGGCGGCGGCGGCCGAGGCAGCCGCUGCUGCGGCCGCGGCGGCGGCCGAGGCGGCUGCGCUGAGUGCGCGUGCUGCGAGCGCCGAGGGCGCCGCUUCCGCCGCCGGCUCUGAGGCGGAGUCUGCUCGCGAGGCGUGCCGUGUGCUCGAGGAAGAGGUGGCCCGCGCCGCGGCAGAGGCGGAGGCGGCGGCGGCGGCCGUGUCUCGCGCGAGCGGCCAGCGCGACGCUGCGGAGGAGGCGGCGGCGAGGGCAGCGGCGCAGGCGGAGGAGGCGCGCUCCGGGCUCGAGGCGGCGCGGCGCGAUUGGCGCGUCGAGCGAGACGCGCUCUCCGCCUCUCGCGACGAGGCGGAGGACGCGAUGCGGCGGGCGAGUGCCGCGGCCGCGGUGGCUGCCCUGCGCAUCGAGGCGGGCGUGCUCGGAGUGCAGGCGGCCGCCCUGCGCAGGUACGCAGGCGCCUACGUGAGCCGACGCCACCGCUCGGCAGCGGCGACCGCCGGCUUCCGCGAGCUCUGCGCGCUGAUGCCGCACUUGAGCGAGGCGGUCUGCGCCGGCGUGGCGCCCGACUCGGAGCCGGCUGCCUCGCUCUUCGAGGGCCGCGCCGUCGUCGCUCGCAGCUGGCGCAGGCUCGCCGCGAUCGUGCGGCCACUUCCGCCCGAGUGGCGGCUCGCGUCCAAGGCGGCCGCCGCUCUGGUGACGGCGUGCGAGGGCCACGCCGAGGCGGCCGCAGCACUCUCCGACAGCAUCGACCCGGCGGGCGCCCCGUUAGGGAGGACGCCGGCGGUGAGCCCACACCGUGCGGCGGCUUGCGCGGCGCGGGCGGUCGACACGGUCGCGGCGGAGCUGCAAGGCUCGCUGUUGGCGCCGGGGCGUGCAGUCGAGUGGCUCGUGAGCGCUGGCGCACUGGCCGCGCGACUGCCCCAGCCCGAGCCCGCCGAUUGA